Nanorana parkeri is the source of this 785-nucleotide messenger RNA. RefSeq names its product cerebellin-4. The record is from RefSeq and is a predicted model, not a curated record. Gene Ontology annotation, molecular function: protein binding. Lineage: Eukaryota; Metazoa; Chordata; Amphibia; Anura; Dicroglossidae. The coding region runs from base 1 to 624 and encodes 207 amino acids. The transcript has 3 exons.
AUGGUGGUGCUGAAAGCAGUGCGCUCCUAUGCGGAGCUGUCCAAGGUGCUAAUCCCUCUGUGCUGCGCUCUCUUCUUCGGCUCUUCGCCUUGCCUAGCCCAGAACGACACCGAGCCCAUCGUCCUGGAGGGCAAAUGCCUGGUGGUGUGCGAUUCCAACCCGGCCACCGACAACAAGGGAUCCUCCUCAUCUCCUCUAGGGAUAUCAGUCAGGGCAGCUAACUCCAAGGUUGCCUUCUCUGCGGUGAGGAGUACCAACCAUGAGCCAUCUGAGAUGAGCAACAAAACUAGGAUAAUCUAUUUCGACCAGAUCUUAGUAAAUGUGGGCAACUUUUUCACUUUGGAAUCGGUGUUCGUGGCCCCAAGGAAAGGAAUCUAUAGCUUCAACUUUCACGUCAUAAAGGUUUACCAAAGCCAAACAAUACAGGUUAAUUUGAUGCUGAACGGGAAGCCAGUCAUUUCGGCCUUCGCCGGCGACAAAGACGUAACCCGAGAGGCAGCUACCAAUGGAGUUCUCCUGUACUUGGAUAAAGAGGACAAAGUGUACUUAAAACUUGAGAAGGGCAACUUGGUUGGCGGAUGGCAAUACUCUACGUUCUCUGGUUUUCUGGUGUUCCCUCUGUGAAGAUGCCUCGGGUGUGGGACAUCGAACAAAAUCUUUCACCUUUGUAUUCCCGAAGAUCUUUUUAUUUAUUUUUUUGUCAUUGAUGGAUUGGUGUCUCUUAACCGGCAUCUCGUGUUGGAACUUGGAUUUACUCUGUCGCCGAAUUUCAGUGACAUUUCAAA